Molecule: messenger RNA, 1616 nt
Organism: Sphaeroforma arctica JP610
Lineage: Eukaryota; Ichthyosporea; Ichthyophonida
Exons: 5
Coding region: 1-1587 (528 amino acids)
Biological process (GO): positive regulation of transcription by RNA polymerase II
Cellular component (GO): MLL1 complex; NSL complex; Ino80 complex
Molecular function (GO): protein binding; G-quadruplex RNA binding
Source: RefSeq, a predicted model, not a curated record
AUGUCCUUACCCCCCCCCCCCCACCGGUCCGCAUGUCUACAGACUUACACUCUAGCAGAAGUUGAGGAGCGAUGGCGUGUGUUGAUGUACAAUCCCACAGCGUCUCAGAAUGCGCUACAAGACAUGCACGCGUUUGCCCAGAUCCCAGACAACCAAUCCCAGGGCGCGGCUGUACCAUUCAGCAGAGACGAACAGUUGAUCCUCACGCGGAUAGACUCGUUGCUGAACCAUACAGGAACACGAACACAGACAAUACCACACACCCACCGGCGGGGCAGUACCUACGCAGCCGCAGAUGGAGAUAGUAAAGGCCUGGGGGUGCAUGGUGAGGGUCUCACAGGACACCGAGCGCUGGCGCAGGAGGGGUACAGAGCAGCGGACUUACACACACACACACACCCACAUACAAACACGCGGCCGCAUACACACGAGUAUGGGCGUGUACAUACCCACGAGUAUGUACCAGUCGAUACAUGCGCACGAAGGGAUUUGGGUGGGGAGCUGGCCAGGGCACUGCAGCAGUUGUUGGGCGAUCAUCGAACGGUCUUUCACCCGUCUCGGACCGUCGCGCAGUUGGAGCAACACAUCGAAGACCUGCGACUGUCCGGGGUGUGGAAUAUGCUUAUCAAACUGGAUAGCACACGUGAGCGUAGCCGUACCGCAACGGCACCCGGCUCUGCGGCGGCCGGUGCAGGCGCUGCUGCCACGGAGGGGGUUGCCAUGGAAACGAGCAACAUUCUGAGUGGGAAAAGGCGGCAGAAAGACCGGAUCAAAGACACAGACAGCUACAAAGCCGGCAGUGGUGGCGCGGGGACACUCGGUGCGAGCGAAAGCUUGUCUAAUGUGCACGUACACGGGUUAGUUGGAAACGAGGGUGCUGUGCUGAGUUUUGAGGAUUAUGAGAAGGCGCUUAUAGAUGCACACCGAUUUGGCUGGCGGCGGAUUACUGCGUUGCCAGAGAGGGAUGAAUGUAGUGAGCCCGAAUGCUGUACGGCGGGAACGGCGAAGGCUGAUACGAAAACCAGGCCCAAGAGUCACAGCAAACGGUCGUUCUCGGAGGCGUUUCCACCCGAGAUUGAGAUGGAACUGGCAAUGACUGACAGACACGCCAAGCACAAACUUAGGAUUCUGGAAAAGCUGACAGACUCAUGGCAAUGGACUGCACUUGACGAUGCGAAAGUUCAUGCAACCACUAAGCUCAGAAUGUUUGGUGCCGAAUCGAAGUCGCUAGCACAUAUAUUUGGCGAGAAGCUUGAUCAGCACAUGACAUCAAAAGUGGUUUAUUUUGGGCGGUCAAACUGUGAUGUCAACUUAGCAUUCGAGGGACGUUCGCUCAAGAUUUCUCGGUUACAAGGCGCCAUCAAGCUCAAGAGUAAUCUCAGAUUCUAUUUAUAUAACUACGGCAAGCGGGAGAUAUACGUAAACGGCGUCGCUGUAAACAAAGGCGAGCGCCUUGUACUUAACCAUAUGGCUUUAAUAGAGAUCUUUGAGUAUAAACUGUUAUUUUCAGUGAACCUCGCGCUACUAUCAGAUAUAAGCCACGAUGUAAUUAACGCCGUCGUCAGUCAGUACGACGCAAAAAAAUAGAUGAGAUAAUAAUAAAGUACGAAUUGAAC